Molecule: messenger RNA, 7628 nt
Organism: Siniperca chuatsi (mandarin fish)
Lineage: Eukaryota; Metazoa; Chordata; Actinopteri; Centrarchiformes; Sinipercidae
Product: potassium voltage-gated channel subfamily A member 1
Exons: 2
Coding region: 1492-3225 (577 amino acids)
Biological process (GO): protein homooligomerization; potassium ion transmembrane transport
Cellular component (GO): membrane; voltage-gated potassium channel complex
Molecular function (GO): protein binding; delayed rectifier potassium channel activity
Source: RefSeq, a predicted model, not a curated record
UCACUAAUCUGACCUUUAAUACUGACGUUCAUUUUGCAGAUAAUGCUUGCAGAACUUGAAUGGCACUACAUUAGUUGUAGUAUUUUUUUUACACUGUAAAAAAAACAUGAAUCUAAUACUACAUAACUUGUUUUAAACUGUUUUUUUCUGUUAAAAAGUACAAGAUUUGCUCUCAGGAGCAGCUGAGUCGAAGUAUAAAGCUGCACAUCGGUGCAGUUUUAAAGUUCGUUGCAUCUCCGUGUAAGGAUAUGAUUGUGGAACAUAAGGACUGACACACUGUAACUGAGUACAAUUUUGCGCUGCUUGUUUGUGUAUUGAGUAUUUCCCAUUUAUACUACUUCAUAUUCCAUGACUACAUUUCAGAGCCAAAUAUUGUACUUGUUAGUCCACCACAUUUAUCUGACAGCUGUAGUUUACAGAUACUUUGCAUGGUGCUGUUGGAACUUGCACAUGUUUUAUGGAACCGAGGUGUUUUAUCUAAUUUCAGCAUAUUUUAACAUACACUCUGUUGUUUUAUAUGAACUCUGCGUGGUAGAAAAUACAACUCUUAUUGGAUUUAAAACAGCUGUAAGAAAAUUACAAAUAUGGAUAAAAAAAAAAAAACUUCUAACAAGACUCCUGCAGUAGUUUUGUUAUUUUAAAAUAUCAAAAUCUGAGUAAAAAUCAGCAAAUUGCAGGACUGCCUAUGUAGUUAAUCAGCCAUCAUUUAAGAAAUGUUACACUGUGGAAAUGUCCAUUGCAGUGGACAUGCAAAAAAUGCAAUAAAGACAUUUUACAUAAAAAUGCUGAUUUGGUCUCAUGGGAGAAAACUCCACUCCUGAGUGAAAGUCAGAUACUUGUGUUGGAAAAAUACGAUUAUAUUUAAGUAUACAGCUGGACAAACAGCCUGAUAUUAAAUGACCUACUUCAGUACAACAGCAGUUGUCAUGAAUACUACAGCACGUGACGUCUCUCUCUCUUUUUUGUCUUUUCUUAUAAUAAAAUGACCAAAAUUUAAAUUUGGGAACUAUUUACGUGACCGGCGCGCGCACUUGGAGAAUAACCUGAGCGCGUCCCCGCCCCCAAAGAGAGAGAGAGAGAGAGAGAGAGAGAGAGAUUUAGGAUGACAGCUUGUCUCACGUCCUCAGACAUUUUCGGAGGCAGCGGGCUGAACAACACUUUUGACGUCAGGAAUAAUCAUUACAGCCUUCUCUCGCAUCCGGGUCUCCUCGCUCUCCUCUCCUCUCCUCUCCUCUCCUCUCCUCUUCUCUUGUGGUUUUAAUAUUCACUUCAUCCACAGCGGCGGCGGCUCGGAGCCUCAGCGACAACACCGGCGACGCACACAUGCGAAGAGGAUCCGCGGCUGCAGGAGCAGCGGCCGUGAAGCAGCCAGCUCCAGCUCCAUCCGCUGAUUGUUUUUUUAACUUUUGUCUCCCCUGAUUUGUCGGAGAGGAUGUUCCGGCUCAACAAGUCUCUUUUAUUUUUCGCACAUUAACUGUGGAUGGCCGCGGAAUGGAGAUAGCCUUGGUGAGUUUUGAGAACGGCGGCGCUAAAGGAAGCGGCGGCGGCGGCAACAAUGCCGAGGAGAGCUGCCGGAACGCGCUGAAUGUCCCUCAGUCGGGCUUCGUUCAAACUGGACUUGGAGAGGACUACGGCAAAGAGCUGAACACCCGGGGGAGUCCUCAGCAGCAGCAGCAGCAGCAGCAUCAUCAGCAUCAGCAUCAUCAUCAUCAGCAGAGCUCCUGGAAAAUCAACGACAUGAACAACACUUUCAGCUGCAGCGAGAACGCCAUGGAUGCGCUUUUACGCGCGGACCACAGUCCCCAUCUGUUCGACGAGGACAUGCUGGACAUGGACAUGGACACGGAGAGCAACGAGAGGGUGCUCAUCAACAUAGCCGGGCUGAGGUACGAGACCCAGCUGGGCACCCUGAACCAGUUCCCCGAUACUUUACUGGGAGACCCUACCAAGAGGAUAAAAUACUUCGACCCGCUCCGGAACGAGUACUUUUUCGAUCGCAACAGACCGAGUUUUGACGGGAUUUUGUAUUUUUAUCAGUCCGGAGGGAAGAUCCGGAGACCUGUCAACGUGUCAAUCGAUGUGUUCGCGGAUGAGAUUAGGUUUUAUCAGCUGGGGGAGGAGGCCAUGGAGAGGUUCCGCGAGGAUGAGGGGUUUAUAAAAGAGGAGGAAAAGCCGCUGCCUCAGAAUGAGUUUCAGAAGCAGGUCUGGCUCAUAUUUGAGUAUCCGGAGAGCUCCAGUCCGGCGCGGGGCAUCGCCAUCGUGUCUGUGAUUGUCAUCACCAUAUCCAUCAUCACCUUCUGCCUGGAGACGCUGCCGGAGUUCAGGGACGAGAGGGAGCUGCCGGUCACCAGCCGGCUGGACAACAGCACCGCGGUCCGGCCGUCCCUCACCUUCACCGACCCCUUCUUCAUCAUAGAGACCACAUGCGUCAUUUGGUUCACUUUCGAGCUGUUCGUGCGCUUCUUCGCGUGCCCCAGCAAGUCGGAGUUCUCCAAGACCAUCAUGAACAUCAUCGACAUCAUGUCCAUCAUGCCUUACUUCAUCACAGUGGGCACGGAGCUGGCGGAGCAGCAGGGCCAGGAGCACCAGAACGGACAGCAGGCCAUGUCCCUGGCCAUCCUCAGGGUCAUCCGCCUGGUCCGGGUCUUCCGGAUCUUCAAGCUCUCCAGACACUCCAAGGGGCUCCAGAUCCUCGGGCAGACUCUUAAAGCCAGCAUGCGGGAGCUCGGCCUCCUCAUCUUCUUCCUCUUCAUCGGAGUCAUCCUCUUCUCCAGCGCCGUGUUCUUCGCAGAGGCGGACGAGCCGGAGUCUCACUUCUCCAGCAUCCCCGAUGCCUUCUGGUGGGCCGUGGUCACCAUGACAACCGUGGGCUACGGGGACAUGAGGCCGGUGACGGUCGGGGGAAAGAUCGUGGGCUCUCUCUGCGCCAUCGCCGGCGUGCUCACCAUCGCGCUGCCGGUGCCGGUCAUCGUAUCAAACUUCAACUACUUUUAUCACAGAGAGACGGACCAGGACCAGUCCUCCCUGAAGGACGAGCCGAACAGCGUCCGAGCGAGCCCCGAACUGAAACGCAAAGGGAGUAAAUCAUCAGCCAAGUCGCAGGACGCGGAGAACAGCGACGCGGCCGCAGCGGUGGAGAAGGCGAAUAUCAAAGCCAACAGCAGCAUGGACUUCAAGAGAUCCCUUUACGCGUUCUGCUUGGACACACGGGAGACAGACCUGUAGUCCCGCAGUCUGCUUCCUCACUUUAAAAAAAAAAACCCAAAAAACUAUUAAAGCCCAUAGUUGUGUAUAAACCCCCAUUAAUGGGCUCUUAAGUCUUUGCACAUAGCAGUUGGACGAUCAACACAUUGCAAUCCUGAAAAGUUUUAAGAGCGACUGGGGUUGAUUUAUAAAAAGCACAUUUUAAUCCCCGUCAUCUGGUAAGCACAUCCGUUAGUGAGCUAUGAACAAAGCACAGUGCAUGUGAUGCAACACAGUGGCCCUUUAAAGUAGGAACACCUUAACAACAUUAAAUGAAACUCAUGGAGAAAUUAGGACAUGCAGCCUGUGCUGCAGAUAAUCAAGGACAAGCAGGACUUGGAAUAAUUACUUGACAUCUCUAGAGGAUUAACAGGGGACCAACAGAGACUCUUGUACAUAAUGUAGGAAGUAGUCCAUAUUCAGUAGUUCAACAAAAGAAAAAGCCAAAUUUUAUUUUUCGUACCUACCCUACAUUUAGUCAUUAUGUUUACGCUGAAAAGUUGCAGCAAAUAUGUACAUAUUUCCCACAGGCCUACUAUUUAUGAAUUGGAUUAUGGUGUUAUUGUAGAUUUGGAGAAAAAAAAAAGUAUAUUUUUGAGAUGCAGACACCUGUUUUCCUCCACUCAGGUUCUGCCAAAGAAGUGAGAUACUUUCCUUUUUUCUAAAUGAGAGUUGAUUCGCUCUCAGAGGACCUAAAGAGGAGAUUUUUAGACGUUGAACAACAGCCUUGUUUAUGAUCAUUUUAAACUAAAGAACAUUUUUUAAUGUUUAACAAAGGACAUAAAUAUGGAAGUAUGUAAACUGAGGGAAUGACAACCAAGAAAAGAGGACAGCGCAGAGACCAUCUGGAGAGAUCAAGCAACACAGAUGCCAGAGAGUUGAAGCCCUGCCCUCCGGUCAUCAGGAGAGUCGAUCCACCCGCAGGAAUCCCCUCCGCCACAACACACUCACAAAAAACUGCUGCUGCACUUCAAAAAAUCAGCAUCCACCUCCCUUUUUUGGAACUCUGUGCCUUCAACCAAAAUUCACCAGUGAUACUUCUGAAGCUUUUCUUUUGCUUUUUAGCUUUUUUUGUUGUUGUUGUUGUCCGAGCCGGACUCAGAGGAUAUAUCUGCCUGAUGUAGGAGGGCCUGGGAUCGUGCUGCUGCUUUGUCUCUCUGGAAAAAAUAACAAACAUUCAAACCUAACCAGGACAUGCAAAGUUUGAUCAUUUUAAUGUCCUAACGUGUUAUUUUUUUUCUACAAAUUGUGUCAGUGAUUUACUUCAUAUCAGAAGAAAUCCCUCUCUGUGCAAUAUCGUCCAUAUUUAUGUGAAGUUGUCAUGUGGAUGUAGACUUUGGACAAACUUUUUGGUUUAUUUUUGUAAUGAUGUUUUCCUGAUUUCUAUUUUUCUAAAAUGACAAUGGUGUAAAGACAGAUGGGGGGAGGGGGGAUCAUCUGAACACAUUUCAAGGGAGAGAGGACGUUUGGUUGUUGCUAAAGUUGUCCAAGUUUAGUUUACCUAGUUUAACUACAUCGCCUCCUGCUCUGACCAGGGCCAAAGCCAUAGCCUAUCUCAGAUUAUAAUGCACCAGGCGUUUUAAACACAACACCAGUGUCCCUAACAGCAAGAUGCAUUCAGGGUCUCACAGUCUGGAGCCGACACCACAGGCUCCUCUUGUCAGCUCAUUUUAGCUGUUGGAUUUUUUUUUUAGCAAUGUUUUGGUUUCUACUGUAUGUUCAGGGGCUUGAAUCUGAAGUAUUUAGUAUUCUCUACCUUUGUGUGGCCUGUUCUUCUUGCUGUUAUUUUGUACUUCCUCCUACAUAUCAAUCAAGCAACUAUAAGUGGCAUGAGUAUGUGUGUCAGUGAGAAAAAUGAAUGAGUGCGCUCGCCAGAAUGGGAGGUAAAAUACUGUAAAUUCUCAAAUAAAAGCUGAAUAAUGGCCAGUUCUCCUGUAAUAGCCAGGUCCAAAAUGAAGGAAGGGAUAAAAAAGAUAAAAUGGUGGUAAGAAAUGGCACUCGAUUGGUUAGUUAGAUGUUGCGAACCUGUUGGUAUCCUGGCCAAAACACCAAAGCCAUGUUUUUUCUGCCCUUAAGUAAGUUUUUUAUUUGCUUUGGAAACUUUUAAAAAAAGUCAAAGCUCCCUCAAGCUCUAAAAACAGUUUCAGAUUUUAGCUGAAAUCUUAUUCUGCUUUGCGUGAAAGAGAUAAUUUAAGAUACUCAAUAAGUUUGCUAGUAGCCUUGCCAAUUGCUUGCAAUGUUAGCUGAUGGAUCACUGGUAGCUUAGCCUUGCUAAUGCUAUGCUAGUUUUGCUCACUGUUAGCUAAUGUUGGGUCACCCAUAUCUUAUGCUGCAUUCAGGUCUUAAAUGAGUUACUGUAAUUACCAGUUUCUGAGCUGUAAACAUCCACGUCGUAAUGUUUUUUUUACGAGUUUUCACUCUUGUCUUUACAAAGCAUCAUUGCAGGAGGUUAAAGUAUAAUUUAUUCCCAAAUCUAACCCAAAGGUCCAUUAACAAGUGUCAGAGCUUUCAACCACUUCUCAAGGCAUUCAUGUACACCGUUUCUUCACCAUAUCUUCUUCCCAAAGGUCAAGAUUUAAUAUCCAUGCUCCAUAUCCAUAUUCUCAUUCAUUUCUUGCUAGUUUGUUGACUUCAGCUAACAUUAGUGGACCAGUUUGUUGGUAGUUGAUGUUACGUCACUGUAUUCAAAUUGUGCUUUUCCCACUGAGAUAAGCUUAUCUGAGUGGAAAGCCCCAUUUUAAUAAAUGAAGGUCGGCUUUGUAAAGACAAGUGGAAACUCAGAUAAAACCAUAGCAUUAAAUCAGUUACAUUUUGACGAUUUCUACACCGGAAAUUUGCUUCACCAAACUUUUGGUAAGAAAUUAAACGGUUUAUAUCGGCGAGAGGAGUCGAAAAAGGUCAAAUUUGACUGGCAUAUCCAACUUGGAGCUUAGGCAAACAAAUAUGGAUUCCUGACGUCAGCCAAAGUCCAUUGUUUACAGUAAUCAAAUCCAAAUUUAAUGGCUAUAGUGCACAUUGUCCAUUUUAACCAUCACACCACCAACUCUGCAAUUGUACAACCACCUUGAGUUGAAAGAUGUCAUGGAAACAUGGAAAUCUUUCCCAACUCCACCACCUCUCCCAUAUGACGACGAGAAUGCGGCAUUAGCCCCUCUAAUCAUUUUAUGUUAGAUUUGUGCCUUGGUAGCUGAUGUCGCUAGUAGCUUAGCCACCGGUAGAUCUGGUCUACUAAGGUUAGCUGUCGUUCACAAACUAGUGAGAAAAGAGUGGAAAUGUGAGCACAGCUAUUCAUUCUUGACUUUUGUAAACACGAUAAUGUAAAGAAAAUGUAAGCAAAGACUGUGAUAUGUGGUUUGAUGACAAUCUGACUCUGCGGUGGGUCAGCCAUUACAAACACGCGUUGUGCAGCCAACCAUUGUUCUCACUGUGCUUCUAUCGCAUUAGGCUGCUAGUAAUACAUUUUCUGUAGAUGUUUCACAAUAAAAGUCUUCAAGGGAAGUGAAGGGAUUAUGGCUCCUGAACAACUGGAAGGCUUUUGAUGUGAAACAGAAAAGGAGGACCUUUAACAACCGCAAGUUAACACAGAUAGUGAAAGAGGGAGGCUUCUGACAAAAAUACAAUCAAAUUUACUUAAAAAACAGGAGGAGUUAUUCAAAAUAAACGCCUCUUUCUACUAAAGACCCAGGCCACUAUUUGAGAAUUUACAGUAAUUCCUGUUUUAUUGUUUCAGUCCUGUUUUCUGCAGUUGUGAAAUGUGUUAUGUGUAUCCUUGAAGCUGCUAUCCCUGUACUGUGUAGAUCGGAGAUGUCCAGCCUUAUCCCAGAAGUCCUACAAACAUCCUGCAUUAGCUCUCCAUAUACCUCACAUGCACACAAACACACGUUUUAUGUUUAGGUUCAUCAUGAACUUAAUUAAAAGCAUCAAUGGGACACUCGGUUCAGUUUGUGCCUUUCAGGGAAUCGUCAUUUUCACAUUUUGGGAAUUGUGUGAUUUUAACCUGUUUUACAAGGUGCAUCUUUAUUCCUUUAACCAAACAAAGGGGCAACUAGUGUAGAGGUGAUACAGCAUGUGGCCAAAAGUAUGUGGACACACAUAGUUAAACAUGUCAUUCCAAAACCAUGGCCAUUAAUCUGCUCCAUAAUAUUUUAGGACCUGGCUGCAGGGAUUUUCUAUCAUCAGGAGGCACAUGCACAUCUAUAAAUCCUUUGCAGGUGCUAUGUAAUUAUCUGCACAAAAAAACACAGUCACACACUGCUGUCUUGUUCCUUAUUCUGAUUUUGUUCUACGCUGACAUGGCAAUGUUUUGAGCACAAAUGGCGUUCACCUUCAGAGAGAUAAUUUGUGCUCCAAUCGUGUCCAUGCAGAAUAAACAACUAAAAGUUUAA